UUGUGAUAAUGUUUUGCGAUCAUUUUCAUUAAUGAAAGGAGUAAUCUGAACUCGUGGGCCGAACUGGGUUAUCAUGGCCCAAUAGUCACUCCCUUUUAUUGGCCUCUCAACUGCCACGGGCGCGCCACUUUCACUGCCUUCACCGCCAUUUCUUAAGGCGAAGCGCUUCUCAAACAGUGGGUCCGGGCACGGCGACGUUGGCCGGAAAAACUUCUUGCGAUCACGUAAUUCGGCACAAGGCUGGAUGCUACGUGUGCUACCGAUUGUAAUGGUCUGGCCUAGCUUUGCAGCGAAGCCAACGAACUUGAGAACUGGAUUGUCUCUUACAGCUACGGUACUUAGGUCAAUGAGUUCGAAGCGACUCUCUUCCGAUACUACGAAGCCUACUCACGUAGUCACCAAGGACAAGAAACACAAAAAACCGAAAGUUUUGAAGGAAUCAAGCACUGGUUCUCAAUAUGAUAUCGUUGCUAAGGAAACUGACCAGAAAGCGCAAUCAUUUGAAACUCAAAGUUUCAAGGGAGAUAUAGCAAAAAUUGAGUCAAUGACUGUUCAAGAACUCAGAACAACCUUGAGGAGCAUUGGAGCUUCUGUCAAGGGCCGUAAACAAGAUCUUGUAUCUGCUCUGUCGGGAUUUAUGAAACAACAGCAAAAUGGUGGAAGCUCUUGUUGUGGAGAAGACACUGCACAACAAAAGGAAGAAGAUGCUGUUGAUGAGAGCCAAGAACAAAUGCUUAGCAGCGUGUCAGAGAUUUCUGUAGUUAACCGAAGUAGGAGAACUGUAAAAAAGUUCACAGCAGGGGAUAAAAGAACCAAAGUUGUUGCUCAAACAACCGGUGCGGAGGAAAAGUUGUCAGUCCAAACUGAUAUAAUUCCAGUAGCUGAACCUUGGACAGUUCUUGCCCAUAAGAAGCCUCAGAAAGUGUGGAUUCCAUACAAUCCCAGGAAAUUAAGGCCUCCACCACUAGAUAGAGAUUCACUUUCUGUAAAAUUGAUGUCAUGGAAUGUUAAUGGAUUAAGAGCCUUGUUGAAGUUGGAGGGAUUCUCUGCCCUUGAGCUUGCCCAGAGAGAAGAUUUUGAUAUCUUGUGCUUGCAAGAGACCAAGCUGCAGGACAAAGAUGUUGAAUCUAUCAAACAGACUCUCCUAGAAGGAUAUGGAAGUAGCUCCUGGACAUGCAGCCUUACAAAACUAGGUUAUUCUGGCACGGCAAUUAUCUCUCGGAUAAAACCACUUUCAGUUACCUACGGUCUAGGUAUACCAGAUCAUGAUAGCGAAGGACGAAUCGUAACCGCCGAGUUUGAUUCGUUUUAUUUAAUAUGUGCUUAUGUUCCCAACUCUGGAGACGGGUUGAAAAGACUGUCAUACAGAAUUACACAGUGGGACCCUUCGCUUAGCGACUACAUGAAAGUGAGUGAGUGCUGUCCUUGGCUAAAUUCUCAGAGAGCUAGCAACGGGGAAUCAUCGGAAAUUGACAUCUUCAAUCCAGCUGUAAGUUAUCUCUUCUCAUCAGUUGCCUUCAUCUUGCUGUUCAGCGUAUCUUUUCCUAACCCGACAACAUUAAAAUUAAAAAACCACCAGGGAAACAGAAGGAGUGCCGGAUUCACCGAUGAAGAAAGGCAGUCAUUUGGGAGAAACUUCUUGGACAAAGGAUUUGUGGAUACCUUCAGAAACCAACACCCCAAUGCUGUUGGGUACACUUACUGGGGAUAUAGGCACGGUGGCAGGAAGACAAACAAAGGCUGGCGGCUCGACUACUUCCUGGUCUCGGAAUCCUUGGCCGACAAGGUUCAUGACUCGUACAUUGUCCCUGAUGUCAUGGGUAGCGAUCACUGUCCAAUCGGCCUUAUACUCCGGCGGUAGUUUGAAAUGGACAAGAUGGCAAAACAGAGAAAGAACAAAGACCAGGUGUGGCGACUGUUUUGAAGGAACUCGUUUGGACAGGUAAUAUUAAUGUAGGAGGGACGAGGGGUGAAGAAGAGACUCAUCCUCGAAUUUUGACUUUCGGUUAAAUGGGGAUUCUAUAUUCUAAUCAUGCAAAACAGAACUGUCUUGUGUACUUGUCUUCUCCCCAAAAGAAAGGGGAAAAAAACUUGUCAUGGAAUUGAGGGGUUAGGACCUGCUCGGAAAGGUUUGUUCUACUCUACAAGAGGCAAACUGUGAAAUCAUGUUACGUCGGUUAGGUAAGUGGUAUGAUCCGAUCAGUAGUACAAUUAGUUUGUAAUAGUUUAUGUUGGUUUUAGUAAAAUAUUUUGGCAAGUGGGGAU
Molecule: messenger RNA, 2265 nt
Organism: Linum tenue
Lineage: Eukaryota; Viridiplantae; Streptophyta; Magnoliopsida; Malpighiales; Linaceae
Source: the annotation of a GenBank genome assembly